Molecule: messenger RNA, 1850 nt
Organism: Neopelma chrysocephalum (saffron-crested tyrant-manakin)
Lineage: Eukaryota; Metazoa; Chordata; Aves; Passeriformes; Pipridae
Gene: ERICH1
Product: glutamate rich 1
Exons: 6
Coding region: 79-1074 (331 amino acids)
Source: RefSeq, a predicted model, not a curated record
GGCUCGGCGGCCAACGGGAAGGAAGACUGGCGGGGGCCGCGGAGGGCGGGGCGGGCCACUCGGCGGGGCCGCGGGGCCAUGGCAGAGAGCAGGAGGGAAGUGUUCUUGGCAAAAUUACUGAAACGACUCUAUGGUGAAACUUCAUCAUCUUCUCCUGUGCAUACUUCAAAUAGAGGAGAGGAGGCAGUUCUUGGAAAUCUGGGAUCAAAAUCCAAAGAAAAGAAUUUGGGUAAUGUUCAGACUUCAUCAGCAGAUGCUAGCACAUCAACUGAUACACCCUGCAAAUCAUUUCAAGGUAGUGAUGCAAUUAUGUCUCCAAGAAGAAUUUACAAAGUGGAUCUUCCUCCAGAGGGUUAUGUUGCAGCUACUCCAGAUGCUAUUAGUAGUGCAGUUUCUGAAAACUCAGGCAGUAGUGCUGACUCAACAGAAGAGGAAUAUCAAGGGCAAACCAAGAGAAAGUGCGUUCGAAGGAAGAAACAAAAGAGCAGUUUGCAAAUCUCUAAUAAUUUACAUGGAGAACAAACAGAUUGUGGAAUGCAAGAGGCUCUUGUUCAAGAUAAUUUACAGCUGCAGCAGACAGACAGUCCCAAAAUAAGCAGAAACAAAAAGAGGAAAAUGAAAAAGAAGCGACAGAAAGAAAAAAAGAGAGCAGCUGGCUUGGUAACAAAAACUACCAGUGUGGAUUUUACAUAUCAGCCUGACAAAAACAACAGAGAAGAAGCAGCAGGCUUAAAAGACAUAGAUGAAAAGGCAGAUAGCAUUCUGGACUUCCUGCAGGCAACACAACAAAUUUAUUUUGCUGACAAGAAAUCAGAAUGCACAGAUACUGCUGUAAAUUCAGCAACUGCCCAAGAACUCUUACAAUAUCUUGAAUCUCGCACCAUCUCUUCCUCAGAUGUGACUCAUCUACAUCGGUUGAAAUCCCUUGUAUUGCUACAGGAUAUUGAGAGAUUGAAGGAUGCCUUGAAACAAUUCCAAGAACAAUCCAUGAUGCUUCCUGAUCAUACUAAGGUAGCCAUGUCUCUGUUUCACUACUGGAUUACAGAUAUCCUUCCUGUGAAGAACAGGAAAUAAAGCCUUCCCUGCAUCUGUAUGCACAGGGUUAAAAUUUAAUAUACAAACUCAUAACCAAGUAGCAAUUGUUCAGGAAGAGCAUUAUCAAUACACACUCUACAACUUCAGGUAAAUGAAUUUUUUAUUGUGUUACAAACUUCAGAAGACAGUAAACAAAGUAAAACUACAUGUGACUUUUUGUGUUUGGUUGGUCAGGAAUAUCCAUAUGCUUUGUGGCCUGAGUCUUCAGCUGGAUUACUAUGUACAUUUCUCCUUAGGAUGAGGGACUUAACUGGAAUGAUAAAGUCUGUAUCAGGUACUUUGUUUAAGAACAAUACUAUUUCCUUUUUUUAUUUGUAAAUUUAUCAUUCCUUUCUGGAAAUUAUAUUUCUUGACUUUUUUGUAUAUCUGCUUGCUUGGAAAACAGAACUAUAUUUUUUAUAUUUAAACCUAAGCAACAACACGUCGAGAGGAAUGUAUUUUUGCUGAAUAAACUGCUAAAUUUUAUGGAAAUAGAUAUAUUUCUACAUGUGGGUCGUAUAGGUACUGUUUGGAGUUAUGCAGAAACUUGGAUGGCAUUUUCAGAACUGUUCCAUGGCUAAGCCUGUUACAAUCUGAUGGGCCUCACUGACUGCAGAGUUAUGGGACUGGGUUCUCUCACUGAUUACUGUGUAAUCUGUCUACUACUGUGUAGUCUUUCUGCAGCCGAAUUUAUCCGUGUGUAGAUAAUACAGUAAAUAAUAUCCAUGGUUUUAAAAUGUUUUGGAAUCAUGAAAUAAAAAAUGCUUUGUAAGUAA